GCGCUUGCUGAGCAGAGCUGUCAAGAGGAGUCCCAGGAGGAAAGCUCCACUCUGAUGCAGCUCAAUCACCGAGAGAUGACGGGUGAUGAGCUCAAUGAGUUGAACGAGGGUCUUCCAUGGUGGGUCAAGAAGAAGAUCAUUGACUCACGUCGACAGAGUCACCCACCAGCUCCUCCUCCCCCGGCACCUCCACGCUAUCCUUGCUCCAUCGCAGAGCCGCAGUCGCCACGCAACGUGAGCAAAGAUUUCGUGGGAUUGUUGCCUCCGAAAGUGCAGCCCGUCGGUUUGUACGAUGAGUUCCCCAAUCUGAUCCACGUGAACACGCACUUUCACUUGGGUGGUGAACACCAAAACGUGGAUGAGGGGGGCUAUUCCCUCAACUAUACCGAUGCCGGGCUUGCAGGGAAUAUCGUUCCGAAUGACAUCCGCCCAGGAUAUUUUUGCGCUCCAGUGAGCCAGGAACCAGAAAUGGGUGACAACUGGACCUUGGCUGAUUACAACUGGACAUCUUGCAAAAAUGUGAAGAUGGGCUACACCUAUGAGUUUCACUGGGUCCAUUCCACGGCCGGGCCCAUUGAUGGGGUUUUGUCGGGCGGCUUGGGUGGUGUCUUCAAUCGAUCCAUAAAUCCAACGGCCUUUGUGCGAGGACAGAUCUGUCGCAUCGUGAACUGGCCAGAACAAGAAUACAAGAUGUUCAACACGACCUGGCGUGAACCAGUCAGAGACUCAGUGGUGUACAUUGGCUCCACCACCGGUACGUCCUACGACAACUACAAAUGUUCUCCAGCCGAAGUGACAUGGCACGUGGAUCGAGAGUGCUGCAUUCUGUCGGCGCAGAACAUGGACCGUAUGUGCGCAGACUUGUUGGAGUAUGGCCGAAACAUGGGGGGUGAUGUGCAACCCGCACCAUCUCGUCUUCUUGUUGCACCCUUUAUCUCGGACACCAACGCGCUUGCAGAGCAGAGCUGUCAAGAGGAGUCCCAGGAAGAAAGCUCCACUCUGAUGCAGCUCAAUCACCGAGAGAUGACGGGUGAUGAGCUCAAUGAGUUGAACGAGGGUCUUCCAUGGUGGGUCAAGAAGAAGAUCAUUGACUCACGUCGACAGAGUCACCCAGAUAUAUCAGGAUAUUUUUGCGCUCCAGUGAACUAUGAACCAGACAAUGUCAGCUGGACCUUGGAUGAUUACAACUGGACAUCUUGCAAAAAUGUGAAGAUGGGCUACACCUAUGAGUUUCACUGGGUCCAUUCCACGGCCGGGCCCAUUGAUGGGGUUGUGUCGGGCGGCUUUGGUGGUGUCUUCAAUCGAUCCAUAAGUCCAACGGCCUUUGUGCGAGGACAGAUCUGUCGCAUCGUGAACUGGCCAGCUCAAGAAUACAAGAUGUUCAACACGACCUGGCGUGAACCAGUCAGAGACUCAGUGGUGUACAUUGGCUCCACCACCGGUACGUCCUACGACAACUACAAAUGUUCUCCAGCCGAAGUGACAUGGCACGUGGAUCGAGAGUGCUGCAUUCUGUCGGCGCAGAACAUGGACCGUAUGUGCGCAGACUUGUUGGAGUAUGGCCGAAACAUGGGGGGUGAUGUGCAACCCGCACCAUCUCGUCUUCUUGUUGCACCCUUUAUCUCGGACACCAACGCCUCGUUCAUUGCCAACUACACCUCGACAUGA
This is a messenger RNA of Cladocopium goreaui, 1668 nucleotides long. Lineage: Eukaryota; Dinophyceae; Suessiales; Symbiodiniaceae. The record is from the annotation of a GenBank genome assembly.